Molecule: messenger RNA, 6634 nt
Organism: Erpetoichthys calabaricus (reedfish)
Lineage: Eukaryota; Metazoa; Chordata; Cladistia; Polypteriformes; Polypteridae
Gene: slc12a3
Product: solute carrier family 12 member 3
Exons: 26
Coding region: 65-3166 (1033 amino acids)
Biological process (GO): chloride ion homeostasis; cell volume homeostasis; potassium ion homeostasis
Cellular component (GO): membrane
Molecular function (GO): sodium:potassium:chloride symporter activity
Source: RefSeq, a predicted model, not a curated record
UUCCAGAUGGUUUAUUUUCUUCUCACCUGAGCCACGGUGUUUGGCGAGCGGCACAAAGUGAUCAAUGGCAGACCUCACAGUUCCCGAGAUCACCAUUGAUCCUCCCCUGGCUCAUGGCAGAUUCACGAUUAGCACGCUAAUUAGCGCAGAAGACAGCGCAAAAUACCAGUACGCGCAGAGCGACUCUGGCACUUACGAGAUGAGCAAUCCGGACAGCCCGACCCACACCAACACCUUCAGCAUGAGGACCUUCGGCUACAACACCAUGGACGCGGUGCCCAAGUACGACUACUACACGAACACACAGGGUCCGGGCCAGAGCCGCACGCAUCGACCCUCCCUGGCGCAGCUGCACACCUUCAGACAGGAUGAAGUUCUGCCACCCGUUUAUGAAAGCACAGACAGUGCUGACGGAGAGGCAAAGAAAGACGGAGAAGAUGAACAAAGUGAAGAAAAGCCUUUAGGUGAACCAGUCAGAUUUGGAUGGAUCAAAGGUGUUAUGAUUCGAUGUAUGCUCAAUAUCUGGGGAGUCAUUUUGUACUUACGAUUGCCGUGGAUUACUGCUCAAGCUGGCAUUGCCCUGACAUGGUUGAUUGUCUUCAUGUCUGUAACAGUUACAAGCAUAACGGGUUUGUCAAUUUCCGCGAUAUCCACAAAUGGAAAAGUCAAAUCAGGAGGUACAUAUUUCCUUAUCUCUCGAAGUUUGGGGCCUGAGCUUGGAGGAUCUAUUGGAUUAAUUUUUGCAUUUGCAAAUGCAGUGGCUGUGGCCAUGCACACAGUGGGCUUUGCAGAAACUGUCCGGGAUCUUUUGAAGGAAUACGACUCAACUAUUGUAGAUCCAACAAAUGACAUCCGAAUUGUUGGUGUCAUUACUGUAACCUGUCUACUUGGCAUUUCACUUGCUGGGAUGGAAUGGGAGGCAAAGGCCCAGGUUCUUUUCUUUAUUGUGAUCAUGGUGUCUUUCGCCAACUACAUAGUAGGAACUAUCAUACCAGCCUCCCCAGAGAAGCAAGCUAAAGGCUUUUUCAGCUAUAGAGCUGACAUAUUUGCUGAAAACUUUGUGCCAAAAUGGAGAGGACCAGAUGGUAGCUUCUUCGGCAUGUUCUCUAUCUUUUUCCCAUCUGCAACGGGUAUCUUAGCAGGGGCCAACAUCUCAGGCGAUUUGAAGGACCCUACAGUAGCAAUUCCAAAAGGAACUAUGAUGGCUAUAUUCUGGACAACAGUGUCCUACCUGGCGAUUUCUGCUACAAUUGGAUCUUGUGUUAUUCGUGAUGCGUCAGGAAACCUAAAUGAUACUCUAUUGGCACCCUCAACGGAUUGCGUGGGACUAGGAUGCGAUUAUGGGUGGAACUUUACUGAUUGUGCUAAGGAAGAAAAUUGCCAGUAUGGACUUAUCAACUACUAUCAGUCUAUGAGCAUGGUAUCAGGUUUUGCACCCCUGAUCACUGCUGGCAUCUUUGGGGCAACCCUUUCAUCUGCCUUGGCUUGUCUUGUUUCAGCGCCUAAAGUCUUCCAGUGCCUUUGCAAGGACAACCUUUACCCUUUAAUUGGAUUCUUUGGGAAAGGUUAUGGAAGAAAUGAUGAGCCAAUCAGGGGCUAUCUGCUCACCUACUUCAUUGCCGUAGGCUUUAUUCUCAUUGCUGAACUGAACACAAUUGCACCCAUCAUCUCCAAUUUCUUCUUGUGCUCAUAUGCUCUUAUCAACUUUAGCUGCUUCCAUGCAUCCAUCACAAAUUCCCCAGGAUGGCGGCCAUCAUUUAAAUAUUACAGCAAGUGGGCUUCUCUGUUUGGAGCCAUUGUCUCAGUUAUCAUCAUGUUCCUAUUGACCUGGUGGGCUGCCCUAAUUGCAAUUGGUAUUGUCAUCUUCCUUCUGUGCUAUGUACUGUACAAGAAACCAGAGGUGAACUGGGGUUCUUCAGUUCAAGCAGGCUCAUACAAUAUGGCACUUUCCUAUUCUGUUGGAUUAAAUGAAGUGGAUGAACACAUCAAAAAUUAUAGGCCACAAUGUUUGGUACUCACUGGACCCCCUAACUUCCGGCCUGCUGUGGUGGACUUUGUUGGAACAUUUACAAAACACUUGAGCCUGAUGAUUUGUGGCAAUGUUAUCAUUGGCUCACGGAAUGAGAAACUGCAUGAACUGAAUAGUGGAGGUGGUCAUAUCAAGUGGCUGAACAAAAGAAAAAUAAAGGCUUUCUAUAAUAGCGUGGUGGCUGAAGACCUGCGCACUGGAGUCCAGAUGCUUAUGCAGGCUUCGGGUCUUGGCAAAAUCAAGCCAAAUGUUCUGGUGAUGGGAUUUAAAAAAAACUGGCAAACAGCUCACCCAAAUAACAUUGAAAGCUACAUUGGUGUUAUCCAUGAUGCAUUUGACUUCAAUUACGGCAUUUGCGUAAUGCGAAUGAAGGAAGGGUUGGACAUAUCAAGAACGAUGCAAGCACAUAUCAAUCCUGUGUUUGAAGCAAACGGUGAUAACCGUGUGAAUGGAAGCUCAUCUUCAGCUGCUGUGAAUGGGACUGUUACACUGGAUCCAGAUUCUCUGAUUGCUGAACAGCAGGCCAGCACAGUAUUUCAGUCUGAACAAGGCAAAAAAACAAUAGACAUUUAUUGGCUGUUUGAUGAUGGAGGCUUGACUCUCCUUAUUCCAUACUUGCUGACAAGAAGAAAGCGCUGGGAGAAGUGCAAAGUUCGAGUAUUUGUGGGAGGCCAGAUCAACAGAAUGGAUGAAGAAAGAAAAGCGUUAAUAGCACUUCUAAGUAAGUUUCGACUGGGCUUUCAUGAUGUCCAAGUGCUUCCAGACAUAAACCAGAAGCCACGACCUGAACAUGUGAAGAGAUUUGAGGAUCUGCUUGGUCCAUAUAGACUAAACGAUGGCUUCAAAGAUGAAGCAACUAUCAGCGAAAUGAAAAAAGAAUUUCCCUGGAAGAUUUCUGAUGAAGAAGUCCAGAAAAACAAAGCCAAGUCACUUCGGCAAAUAAGACUAAAUGAGAUCUUGCUGGAUUACUCUCGGGAUGCGGCCGUUAUUGCAAUAACCAUGCCCAUUGGUAGAAGAGGAAAAUGCCCAAGUACUUUAUAUAUGGCAUGGCUUGAGACUCUAUCCCAAGAUCUCAGACCACCAAUUCUCCUAAUCCGAGGAAACCAGGAGAAUGUUCUAACUUUCUACUGUCAAUAGAAACCAUUAAAGAAUUUCAACUUUAAGCUUCAAACGAAAAACAGUACAACUUUGUCUCGAAGGAGGCCUCAUGGGAGCUGCAAAAUCUUGACAUGGGACAGUCAAAGAACUGAAGCUGGAAUAAGGUUACUAAAGAGAAAUGUGUUUCCUCUUGAGAAUAAGAACAAACUUUCUUAACUGCAAAUACUAUAUAACCCAAAGAUUUACAGUAAGUGUAAUAACCUCAGAAGAUAAUCUCAAAGGGCAGUUAUAUUCCCAUUGCUAAGCAUUAAAUAAAUCAUUGUGGCAUAUUUCUGAUUAUAUGAUUUGCAGAAAAAUUACACUGCAUUAUAUACUGCACAUAUUGCAUUUUAAAGCACAUGAACCUCUGGGAACAGUUAAUUAUUUUGGUAGGUUGCUCCCUGGCAUGUUAUUAACUAUGGGUGAGGCACUGGAUACCGUGCAGCAUGCCAUAUGUAGAGGCUAAGGGUGGGAUUCAAAUGCACUUAUAUAAAAGGGAUUAGGAAUUCUUUUUGAAUGAAUUAAAAAAAAUAAAUAAAUCUUUGGAUCUAUGUCUGAAUUGAAGAGAUACUGCUCUCCAAAAUUUUCCUAAAUUCAACUGUCAAACCCAAAUCCGAUUUACGGGCUCAGGUAAUUUUUGUUAUGAAAGUGCGACACUUCAAUAGAUUUUCAGUCAGAGUUAUUGUACAGAAUGUACAGAUGUGCAAUGCUCUGGAUUCAACCUGAAUUAUUUUUUUAAAGGUGUGCCACACGCAGUACAUUGAUAUUUAGAGAAAGAAGAAGGAUCUUCAUGUUUCAGUACAAUGCUUUAAAUUCAAAAACUGCUUCAAACUGGUAAGGGUUCAGUAUAAUAGGGAUAUAAAAGUGACUGUGAAAGUCGCAACUUCAACCGCUCCAGGAGCUACAUGCUUGCAAAUUAACACCUUGAUUAUUUAGAUUCCUUGGUCUUUCAAUUUAAAAAAAAAAUCCUAGGUGUAUAAGUUCUGAAGUUCUUGGAAAUCAUGUUUCCCAACCUUUUGACACCACAAACAUAUUUCUUUCUAACUUCUUUCUGAAAGUCCCACACAAUUAGUAUUGUUAAUGUAAUAAAUGAAACCACCUAAUGGUAACUCGGUUCAGUUUGCUUGUCAUCUCUCCAUUAGCUUAAACCUCUGUAUAGUUUUAUGGAUGCAGUCAAGUUGAACUCGUAUGGAAUGCCACCUUUAUAAAUACUAAUAUAAAAUGUAUCUCUGUAGCACAACUUGUAUUUUUUUAAAUCUUUUUUUAUCUUAACUUUGCAAUCAAUACUCUACUUUUUUUACUACAUUUGUUGGCACAAUGAUGCAACUUAAAAGCUGAAUUAGUGACUUAAAUAAACUAUAGACAUAUAUCUACAGGGAGAAACAUUUUAGCACAUUAAUUUUAUGAUUUUGCAUUGUACCUUUUGUAUAGAAAAACAACUUGCAAAAACAUUUUACCCUUUUUAUUAAGCCUUGAUAUUUUUGAGUCUGCUUUUCAGACAUGUACCUGGAAAAUAACAGCCAAUUCAAAGUGUUAAUCUGAUUUACUGUCUAAAAUGACAACAUUCAAUUCAUACCACACCUCAACUAAUUAAAAUUCUAAAUGUAUAAUUUUUGGAUUUUCAAAUUAGUUAAAUGAAGAGGUUAAGAAGAAAUUAAUUUACAAGUUCAAAUGUCUGUUUAUCCCUAUAGUAACAAGAAGAAGGGCUCUCAAAUGUUUAAAGUCAGAUAAGUCAUACACCCACUCAGGGGAAUGAAUCCUAUAAAUUGGUAUUUUUCAUAGUUCUUGGUGCCUAAACAUGAUUUUUAUACAAUACACCGACACACACAAACACACACACACACACACAUAUAUAUAUAUAUGUAUGUAUGUAUGACAUGUAUCCAUAUACAUUAUUUUUCAAAAUGUGAUCCUUUUUUUAAGGUAGUACUUAAAAUGAAAUGACAAAAACAGGCAAUAAAGGUGUUUGUAAAUAUGUCUAGUUAGUGCAGUCAAUACCUUGCGAUAUAUACAGUAUAUAGCAUAACUGACAAUACUCAUGUUAUUUUUCUUGCUGGGCUCUUUUUCACACUUCGCAGCUAGCCUAUUUUAGUCAAAAUGAAAGGGAGUAACAAUUGCACAAUAACAGACUGAUCUAGCAUACAUAUAUCUUAAGGACCACUUUUUCCUUAAUGGACUAAUGUUUUGAUAAUAAAAAUAAAAGUGUCACUUCAGGGAUGAUCCUCUUCACUACAAUAUUUUUAAUAUUUCAAAUAUUUAACAAGGGAAAGAUCCACUUGAUCCUAAGCAGACUGAAUUUAUAUGUUAUCCAUUUUAUUGCAAUCCGCCCAUAGGACCCUCCUGUAAUCAAUGUGCCGCUGCUUAAUGUUUAUAGUGCUUACUGUAUUUGUUAUAUGACCUAUACCUUAUUUCAACAAUUUAUCCCAUAUUUAUAUGGCAGUCAAAUCAUGAUUUGUGCUUUUGACAACACGUUCAUUUUGUUCAUGCUAGGAAUUAUAUAUAAGUAAAAUUAAGAGAAAGAAAUAGAGAUAUGGAAAUCAUGGUGCUUCUAUGAAAUAAAUUUGUUAUGGGAAUUAUGUAAAGGAUGUUUUUCUAAAGCUUUGAUGCAGUACAGACCAAUAGAGAUUCAACAUUAAUUCCAAAUAUUUAAAGCAACAGGGUAAUCAUUUGCUUAAUUUGUGACAUUCACCUAUGCAUCUGUCCAUCAUCUAAUAAUCAUAAUCCAUUUCAAGAUUAUGGGAGUUAUAAAUAUCACAUAAACAUGACAGUGAAUGUGUGGUGCAGGCUUGCAACAAUUAAUAAGACAACCUGUUGGGUGAAUCAAUAUGAAAGGUUAUAUUCAGCCAUAUAUAUUUAUUUGACCUGUUAUAUUUAUCACAGCACAUUCAAAGAAAUAAUGGAAAAAAUGACAUUGUUUUAGAUAGAUGGAUGUGUACAGUAUUUCCUAAUACAGUAUUUUCCUAAUAUACAAGACACUACUUAACUAAACUUGACACAGCUGUAACUGAAUUGAGAUUACUAGGGCAUUCUGUAUUCACUGAAGUUAAAAAAUUGGUCUACAUAGUAUGAAGACAGGGAAUGGAAGUUUUCGUUUUAAUCAUAAGAUGAAAGCAGAGAACACUUGAGUAUUUAAAGUAAAACAAAGUGUUUCAGGCACAGAAAGAAGUUUCAGUGUGUUAAAAUAUUAAGACAGUACUAAUUAUAAGAAACACUCUCACACUAGGCAUACAUGAGAAUUUUAUGUUAAUUAUAAUGCCAAGAUAUUGUACAUGUUCUACUGUAAGUGAAAUAAUUGUUUCAGAAAGGAUAUUGAAAAUGUUCUCAAGGAAUCUUAUACUGAAACUAAAGUUUUUUUUGUAAUGCUAUUAAGUGUCUGUUCGUAAGGCUUUAUCAAAUUAUUUAAAAAUAAUUUAUAUAUUUGUGUUGGUAACAUAUGCCUUUCUGUUAUUAAAACCUGUUUUAUUCUUA